AUGAAAAUCACAAUAGAUGACGUUCCUGUGUAUUUCCCAUAUGAAUCUGUGUAUCCAGAGCAGCUUAAGUAUAUGAGGGAAAUCAAGAGAUGUCUUGAGAACAAGGGCCAUUGUCUGAUAGAAAUGCCGUCAGGCACAGGGAAAACAGUGGCUCUCCUCAGCAUGACAAUAAGCUAUCAACUCUACAUGAAGGAGCAGAAUGUCAGUUUUAAGGUGAUAUAUUGCUCGAGAACUGUUCCAGAAGUAGAAAAGACACUGAGAGAACUGGACAGGGUAAUUGAAUACAUAAAGACAUAUCGGUCUAUAAGUUUUCUGGGACUGGGAUUAACAGGAAGAAGGAAUCUUUGCAUAAACAAAGCUGCUACAAAAAGCUUUAACAUAGACCUUGCAUGCAGAACAUUCAUAAACAAGCUGGUUGAUUCCAAAUGCGACUUUUAUGAAAAUCUUGAAGGUUUCCACGAAGUUCCUGCGGCUGUUUAUGAUUUCAAUCAGCUGAAGGAAAUGGGAGAGAGGCGAGGAAUAUGUCCGUAUUAUCUUGUUAGAAGAUCAAUUCCUGCAUGUGAUUGCAUAGUAUACACAUACAACUACCUUAUAGAUCCAAGAAUAUACUCUAUUGUCUCAAAAGAGCUUGGUCCUGAUUGUGUGGUUAUAUUUGAUGAAGCACAUAACAUAGACAGUCAUUGCAUAGAGGCAUUGUCGAUUGAAAUUAAGCGGAAUGUCCUAGAAGGUGCAUCAAGAGCAACAAAGAAUCUUGAAGCUUUGUUGAUAGAAAAAGGAGACGUAGCUGACAACAUGUUCUCUAACGUGUUUAAUGGAAAGAAGCGAGAAAAGUUAUCAGAGCCGAUCUCAGGCACUAUUCCAUACUUUUAUGCAUCUGGAGAAUGUGAGUAUGAAUAUAUUCCUGGGAAUCUUAGAAACUCAUUCCACUUUAUGUCUGUUAUGAAGCGAAUAACCGAAUUUCUGAAAACAAAGCUUAAGACAAUGCAUCUUACAACAGAAUCAACAGAAUCCUUUUGCAAAAGCAUCAAGGAAUUGGCAUUUGUGGAGAAGAAGACACUAAUGUUCUGCUCCCAGCGCCUAGGAAUUCUUUGCCAGGCACUUGGAGUUGAUGAUGAGGAUACUGCACAUCUCAAGACAGUAGCUGAACUGUCAACUAUGGUCUCUAUGUAUUCAAAGGGAUUUGUCGUGGUUUUUGAACCAUUUGACUCACAGGCAUCUACAGUAUUCAAUCCAACUCUUCGAUUGGCAUGCCUGGAUUCAUCGAUAGCAAUGGCACCUAUUUUUUCAAAAUUUAGGAAUGUGAUAAUAACAAGCGGAACACUCAGUCCUAUAGAUAUAUAUCCAAAGAUAUUGAACUUUGCACCAUCAAGAACUGUGGAAAUAGGUGCAACUCUUGAUAGAAACUCUAUCUCGCCUCUAAUAAUAACAAAGGGAAAUGAUCAAAUGACAUUGAGAUCAUUUAAUGAUGAUGGAGAUGGUGCAGAUCAUAACCAUGGGGAUGCAAUGACCACUUCAUUUUCACUUAGAUCAGAUCCUUCAGUUGUAAGAAACUAUGGGCAUCUUGUUGUGGAACUUUCUAAGGUUGUUCCUGAUGGAAUGGUUUGCUUUUUCCCUUCAUACAUGUAUAUGGAGGAAAUAGUAAGCCUUUGGGCUGAGACGAACAUAAUUAACGAACUCAGUAAGAACAAGCUUGUGUUUGUUGAGACACCGGAUUACAAAGAGACUGAAAUGGCUCUCUCAAAAUACAAGAAAGCAUGUGAGAAUGGGCGAGGAGCAAUGUUGUUCAGUGUUGCCCGAGGCAAAGUGUCUGAGGGUGUUGACUUUGAAGACGGAUAUGGCAGAUGUGUUGUUAUGAUAGGAAUUCCAUUUCAAUAUACAGAAAGUGUGCGUCUGAAGAAACGAUUAGAGUUUCUAAGGCUUGAAUAUGGCAUCAAAGAGUAUGAGUUUCUCACAUUUGAUGCAAUGAGGCAUGCAGCUCAAUGUCUUGGACGUGUACUAAGGAACAAGAACGACUAUGGAUUGAUGGUGCUUGCAGAUGAGAGAUUUGAGAGGAGUGAUAAAAAAGGCAAACUACCGAAGUGGAUCCAGAAGCGCAUUGAAGGAGGAAACUGCAAUCUUAGUGUGGAUAUGGCUUUGGCAAUUGCAAGGAGAUUUUACAGAGAAAUGGCACAAGAAUGCAUUGCAACAGGAAGCAGCCUUCUGAGUGCAGAUGAUAUACAGAAGUUUUGCUUUGAAUAA
Ordospora colligata OC4 is the source of this 2238-nucleotide messenger RNA. Its product is annotated as Rad3-like DNA repair helicase. NCBI's taxonomy places the organism in Eukaryota, Fungi, Microsporidia, Ordosporidae. The record is from RefSeq and is a predicted model, not a curated record. Bases 1 to 2238 code for a protein of 745 amino acids. Gene Ontology annotation, cellular component: nucleus. Gene Ontology annotation, biological process: transcription by RNA polymerase II; positive regulation of mitotic recombination; nucleotide-excision repair. The transcript has a single exon. Gene Ontology annotation, molecular function: ATP binding; hydrolase activity, acting on acid anhydrides, in phosphorus-containing anhydrides; DNA helicase activity.